CCACCGCCUGACUGACUGCAGCAUCAGCACCCAUCUCUCCCGGGCUACCUCUGCACUGCUCUACCCGCACUCCUCCUUCACACUCUGCGAGCUCGCUCCCUCUCUCUCUCUCUCUCUCUCUCUCUCUCUGACUCCCAUCCAUCCUUCCGCUCUCAGCAUGCAGUUCCUGGCCAGCCUGGUGUCCUUCAUGCUGGUUCUUUACAGUGUGAGAGCAGCAGCCGUGCUUCCAGGGGAGGAGAGGAGCCCAGCGCACACAAACCGGGAGCUGAGCAAAGAGCGCAAGGAAAUAAUCCUGAAGCUAAUCUCGGGUUUGUUGGACGGCGGGGACAGCAACAUGUUGGUGGGGGACGGCGGGGCGCCCGUCGAGCUGGAGGAGCCCCUUGAGUCGCGUCUGGAGGAGAGGGCAGUCUACAACCGGUUAUCACAGUUGCCUCAGCGCGACCGCAAAGCCCCUUGUAAAAACUUCUUCUGGAAAACCUUCACGUCUUGCUAACGAAGUCAGCCCCGCUCCACCAAACAUGAACUGUGGCCAACUCCGCCUGUACAUACCCAUCUACACUGUCUCGUGACGGCUGUGACUGGACUUCAGAUUUAAACCUCAUUUGUUUAAAGAGUAAUUAUGAUUAUUAUAUUUAUUUAUUUAUUUAUGAUGACAUCUGAAAUAAUAAAGCAUUAUUAAGCUAUUUCAUCGUGGGAGUCAAUUUCCAUCGAUGUGUGCGCAUCAUCGAAUUAAAACGAUUCCUGUGAUCUGC
Messenger RNA from Conger conger (European conger), 752 nucleotides. RefSeq names its product somatostatin-1B-like. Gene Ontology annotation, molecular function: hormone activity. Gene Ontology annotation, biological process: regulation of cell migration. Gene Ontology annotation, cellular component: extracellular region. NCBI's taxonomy places the organism in Eukaryota, Metazoa, Chordata, Actinopteri, Anguilliformes, Congridae. The transcript is spliced from 2 exons. Bases 158 to 493 code for a protein of 111 amino acids. The record is from RefSeq and is a predicted model, not a curated record.